Messenger RNA from Parasteatoda tepidariorum (common house spider), 542 nucleotides. RefSeq lists its product as uncharacterized. The record is from RefSeq and is a predicted model, not a curated record. Lineage: Eukaryota; Metazoa; Arthropoda; Arachnida; Araneae; Theridiidae.
UAUGAAAGAGGUCGAGAGCACUGUAGUAACGGAAGUCGACGGACAGUUCUAUUACUCGUAUGAAGGGAUCUUACAUCGAGUAUCUCAAGAAAGAUGUGAUUGUAACUUCUACGAGUCUAUAUGUUACUGCCCUGCAAACAUAUCUUUUCCGUAAGGCUGGCAUUAGGAAUGAGUCUAUACGAGGAAAAUUUAGUCAAUAAACGAUGGACAACGAGCUAUAAUAUAAAACAUCACAGAGUCUUUGAGAAUGACAUGAGUUCAUACCCCACAGAAAUAAAAAUAUGCUCAAAACCAAAAGUGGUGGCUAGAUCUAAGCAAGAAAAAUAUAAGGAGUCCAUUCUUGUCACCAAUGAAUUGGCCGAUGUCAUAUCGGAAACAACUGGAAGUAGAUAUGCUGAGAGAUUAGAACUGAUACGAGAAAUCAUUAAUCAUUGGAAGAGUAACAACGGCAUUAAAAUAUCAGUUACGGAAUCACCAAGUACUGCUACUUUGACAGGUAAUAUAAACCAACAGCUAAAAUUUAAUUAUCUGCUAUUUUUGAU